This is a messenger RNA of Aplysia californica (California sea hare), 1139 nucleotides long. RefSeq names its product coiled-coil domain-containing protein 136-like. The record is from RefSeq and is a predicted model, not a curated record. The transcript has 3 exons. Bases 316 to 849 code for a protein of 177 amino acids. Lineage: Eukaryota; Metazoa; Mollusca; Gastropoda; Aplysiida; Aplysiidae.
GUCCUUUGUGCUCCGCCCGUGGACUAUCACGUGGUGUCUUAACACAAAGGGGACGCCGUGUAGCUUAUUGGUCAUUCUGUUGAUAUUUUGCCCCGCCCCAUAUAUAGCUUUAUCCAAUCAAAACAUUAGAUUUUCUUCCCGCCAUUUCCCGCUUCUCCAAAGUCACAUGGUCCCAAAAAGUUGAGAGACUUCAUUCGUUACCAUUACAACGGAGAUAUCACAUUCAGUGUCUAUCGUGUGUUCGAUUGGUUUCUACCCAGCAUUCAUCAAACGUGUAUCUGUACGUGCCAGAUUCCUCCUUGUUCAUAUAGAAGAAUGGCGGACUCGUGCUCUGUUCCUGGAACUGCCCAGACUAGCGACUCAGGGGCUCGCCACAUCCAAGAGGAGGAGUUGCGCGCUGAUGAAAAGACGCAAGUUCUCAAAAGACUAACUGAACUCGAGGAGCGUUAUAGCGCUAACCUUGCAGAGAUGGUGAAGUUGGCAGGGGAGCUGAAGCGACUUAGAGAGGAGACAAGAGCUUAUCAGCGCAAUCGUAAUGAAGAACAACCCAAAGUUCAAGAGGAGGAGUUACUUGCAGAAGACAAAGUGUUGGUCAUUGAUGAAGAGAGAGGCCUACUGAUGGAGAAGCUUUCAGAACUAGAAGUGAGGUAUACUGCCUACAACGACGGGGUUGUGCUGCUGAGAGAGGAACUGAACCGAGUUCGGGAGGAGAGUGCUCGUUUUGUUGAAGAAUCUGACUCUGACAUUGAGUACAUGGACUUUGACAGCUCGGAUGAGGAAUCUUCAGACUGGGAAGACGCAGAAUUAGGCUGCUGUGCCGGCCCUAUCACCAAUCACGGAAGAAUCUAAAACAAAAUAAACAUUUUGAAUGUAUUUCAAAGUUUGUUUAUGAUGAUGAUUUUUAUCAUAAACAGAAGUUAGUAGACGUUUUUGAGCUUAUUGAGAAUUCUCUAUUCUUUAUAGUUUGCACUCAAAUGGGAUAGCCAUUAGAAUUUUAAAUUUAGUGUACAUUUACUUCUCUUUGCAGCUAUAAUUUAUAAUCCCGUAUCUUUGAACAGUGUUAACAACAUGCUUUAUUAACUUUACUUCGGAUUGAACAAAAAGACAUGCGGAUCUAGUGCUUUUUAGAGUUGAAUACU